GUCCCAUAUGACACAACAUCUCAGGAUAGGAAAGGCAUAUGAAACAGAGUACGAACACGCCAGAACAUGGACACAGCUAUCCAGUUCAGGGCUACACAGAGAACAGCAGGACAGAUGGAUGACAAACCUGGCGUGAAGGCACUUAUGGCGAGAUUUAAUGCACAAAAUGUAUCAGAUGCAGUCUCAGCUGGCAGUUACCCUGGCAAAAUUUCUUCCUCACAGUUUGGGAAUUCUUCACUACAGUCAAGGAAAUCAGCACUUGAGAAACUAACCAACCAAGGAGAUGCUACCUCUGGAGUUAGCAGUAACGUAGCACAAAAGCCUGCAUUUCCUAAGCCAUCUGAUCUUAAAAAACAACAAGAAGAAAAAACAGAUCCUCCAAAACCUUCAUAUUUGAAGUCUAAUACUAGUGCUGGUGUGAACAGAUUAGGGAGCACUUUUCCAAACCAAAAUAAAGAUGAAUCAAAGCCUGUAUUUGCAAAACAACUAGGACUAAAGCCUUCAGAGCUUCAAAAGGAUGAAUCAAAACCUUCUUUUCCAAAGUUACAUGAGACUAAAGGCUUCACAGCAUCAGCUGCAAUAGAAAAUGAUACAAGACCCACAGGAAAGCCACACUUUAAUGUUACAGCACAGGACAAUGAGGUUAAAUGUUCAUUUCCUAAACCAGCUGGAUUUAAAGCAUUUAAUGCCACACCACCAGAAAAUGAGCCCAAACCUCAAUUCCCAAAGCAGCCUAUUGGACAAAAGCCUUCUCUGACCACAGGUCCCACGCAAGAUAAUUCACCCAAAAAUACACAAGUAACAAGAGUUGCUUCAUCACCUUCUCCUGCACAAUAUCCCAGACCUGGGUCCUUUAAAACAAAAAAAACUGAAAUUACAGAAAAUGAGAAUACAUCUGACUCUACAACUGGACGUUUUCCUGGAGCAAACCUGAAACCAGCAGGGGUCCGUACUCUUCAAAGUCCAUUCUUAAAUCAAAAAGAAGAGAGUAACACAGAAGUUAAACCUGUGCCUGCUAGCAGCCUUUUUGGUCCUAAAGUGAAUCAGAGUGACUCUGGUACAGCAACACCUGUUGGCAGGUUUAAUAAACCCACCUCCUUUGUCCAAGGAAAGCACAGCAGUAGUACAAUAAAUAGAACUGCUGAGAAUAAGGCUCCUGGAGCUCCUAAGCGCAAAGUUUUACCUUCUCUAGCUGUUUUAGGACCAGCACCGCCUAAACCCAGCCGACCACCAGUCGUCAACCUAGACAAAUUCAAAAAGACAACGACAAAAGAUGUGCCAAGCAAAGGGGGCAUCAGUAAGCAAGCAUUCCCACCACCUCCAGAGCCAGCAGCAUUAGCACCCCUGCCACCCAGCCUCCCAUCACAACCACCACCUCCGCCACCACAGCAUCCAUCCACGCAGCCACCAGUGCCGAGCCUUCCACCGAGGAAUAUUAAAACUCAGCCGGAGACCACGAAUCCUGAUGAAGAGGAAAGCUAUGAUGAUGUUGAAUUCCCUUUACCGCCCGGCAUCGGACCCAACAGAGAAGGAGAGAACGGCAGUGAUGGGGAAAUGUAUGAAGAUCUGGAUACCAUGAGGGACACAAAAGAAAUUGAAAAGAAGAAAGAAAAGGAGGAAAAGAAGAAAAAACUGGAGCAAGAGAAAAAAGAACAAAAAGAAAAGGAAAAGAAAGAACAAGAAAUUAGAAAACGUUUCAAACUGACAGGGAAUAUUGAAGUCAUCCAGCUUGCAAAAGCACGAGUGGACUGCAAGGGUGGAAAGAAUGAGCUGACGGUUAAGCAAGGGGAUCUGAUUGAGAUUAUUCGCAUUAAGGACAAUCCAGAAGGAAAGUGGCUAGGCAGAACACCAGAUGGAAGUUAUGGCUACAUUAAAACAACAUGUGUAGAUAUUGAUUACAAUUCACUUAAAAGAAACCAGCAGCGAAUUUCUAUCAAAGGUUCGCAAGUACAUGGCGAAUCGGAACCAGAAGUAUAUGAUGAUGUUGCAGACAACAGCACAAGCCAAGGAUCUGGAGGAAGUACAGGAAUCACCCCAGCUUCACAAGAUGAUGAAAUCUAUGAUGGGGUUGAUGAAGACUUCAAUGGCAGUUCUGAGCUACAGGAUGUGCCACAGGAUGAUGCAAAGUCUGCCGACUUACUCUCAGGUCUUUGGAGGAUGAUGAAGGGAAAGGAUGAGAAAAAGAAAAGCAUAAAAGAAAAUAACAUUACGGAAGAAAAUGAGGGAGAUGCUUUUAUGCCAACACUACCUCCACCACCAGAAUCUUUCAAAGCAGAUGCAAAUGAUGGAGAAGUUUAUGAUGAUGUAGAGAGCCAAGAUUUUCCACCUGCUCCACCAGAUAUCAGCUCAGGGAGAAAAGGUGGAAAAGGAAAAGGUGACGAAAAAGACCCCAAAAGACUUAAGAAGAUUGAAAAGGAAGAGAAAGAAUUUAAGAAAAAGUUUAAAUUUGAUGGUGAAAUAAAAGUGCUACGGGUGGUACAAGUUGUUCCAAGUAUAGCAAACAAAAAAUGGAGUGGCAAAGACCUUCCAAUAAAGGGAGGGGAAGCACUGGAAGUGAUUCAGGAAACAGAUUCAGUCAAACUGCUGUGCAGGAAUGAUGACGGAAAAUAUGGAUAUGUCCAGAGAAAUCACUUAGUGACAGAAGAUUCCGGAGAAAUUUAUGAUGACGUUGCAGAAGGUUGCAUCUAUGACAAUGAUUAACCAGCUGGGUAGUUCAACUGUUCGGGUUUCACCUGAGAUGACAAACUCUGGACUUUUUACAUGCAAGAUGUGAGAUUUCUAAGAAGAUGUUUACUGCUUGUGCUAGCCAUAUAAUGUUCAAAUUAUUUCAAAAACUCUUUCAGAAGCUCUGUUGUCUCUCUCUCUCUCUCUCUCUCUCUCUCUCCAGUCUGCUGUGUCACACUCUUCUGAGAAGUUGUUUAAUAUAUUGUAUAUUGUCAAUAAACAUAACUGUUGUAAUACUGUUCCUUUGCUAACAUAAUUUGCUUAGUUGAACAGCAUUUUUUUUGGAUGCACUGUCUGUGUGUGCUUAUUAUUUUACAUAAUUACCACAUUAAUUUUAAUAGCUGUUUUUCAAUGUUUUUCUUUGCACUUUGAAAUAUAAUGAACAAAUAAAUUGUCAUAAAUCCUAAUUAAAAGGAAAAUGUAUCUUUUAUCAAACAAAAAUAGCAAUUUGUUGCUCAAUAUAUUUAAAAUGAAGUUUACAAAAUUACUAUUAUUCAUUCCCACUGCAAAGCUUUAUACAUUCUGAAUGUGUACUUAACUGCCUGAUACCAGUGGUACUGGUACUACUGUUCAGAUGCACACGUUGAAGGAUUUGGUAUUUUGCAAAAAACAUAAUUUAAUUUUUAAAAUGUCACUAUCAUAAUUUUACAAUGUUUUGUAAUGGUAUCUUAACUUUUACUUUGCUGGAUUACAGAAUUUAAUGAUUCUGUAAGCAUUUGCAUACUAAUGGAUCAGUACUACCUGCUUAUGGAAAAGCUUAACUAAACUGAAUUGUAUUUCUAAUGCAGAGAUAUUAAAACUCCAGAAGAUGUAGCAUGCUACUGUGCAAAAAUGUAUACCUUUCAUUUCAUGUAAGUUUGUAUAAAGAACAGUGACAGAAUCUUAAUCCAAAUAAAAACUGAACCACUCUAAA
This is a messenger RNA of Protopterus annectens (West African lungfish), 3637 nucleotides long. It is a transcript of the gene FYB1, whose product is annotated as FYN binding protein 1. Gene Ontology annotation, cellular component: plasma membrane. Gene Ontology annotation, biological process: integrin-mediated signaling pathway; protein localization to plasma membrane; T cell receptor signaling pathway. Gene Ontology annotation, molecular function: protein binding. Lineage: Eukaryota; Metazoa; Chordata; Ceratodontiformes; Protopteridae. The coding region runs from base 67 to 2700 and encodes 877 amino acids. The transcript is spliced from 21 exons. The record is from RefSeq and is a predicted model, not a curated record.